CAUCGUCGUCAUCGUCGUCAUCGUCAAAUGCGCGACGCUCGACGCUCGACAUAAGAGGAUAGUUAUCAUAGAACAAAUCUAAUAGUACGUAUUUUAACGGGGCGAAGUCUAAUUUACAAAUGUCGUUGAAAAAGAUUAUUAAUUAUUCUGUACGAUUAAGUAGUGCUACAUAACGGAUCUUUUAAUCCAGUUUAUCCGGUCUGAUCAACGUACACAUACCAUGUUUAAAUUAAAAACUUCAUGGAUAGGUAACUGUGAUAUACGCUCCUAUAUAUCGCAUCAAUUCUAGUAGAAUUAUAUUGUAAGAAAAUUACAUGCGUUUCCGAUAAAUUAUUAUUACAUCAUGGAGAAUCAUUCGCAGGAGAGUCAUGCAGUAGCAAAGACAGACGAUGAAGAAACUGUCGAGAAAAAGAUUACUCGUUUGGAAGCAGAAAAUAAUAAAAUGAGGGAAGAAUUUAAUGUGCAAAGAGCUAAAAUGAAAGAAUUAUUUCUUCAAAAGGAAGAAGAAUUAAAGAGAAGAUUAGAGGAUAAUGUACGCUUGCAAGAUGAAAAUGGAAAAUUAAAAAAUGAAUUGGAUGAAGCGAAAAGCCAAUUAGUUAUUUCAGAUUUAAAAUUACAAAAUGAUAUUUCCAUUGAAAGGCGGAAAGCACAAGAAGAAAUAGCAUCGUUGCAACAAGUUAUUCAUGAAACUGUUGAAGAGUCAUCGUGUGUGCGUAAACGACAGGAUACAGAAAUAUCUAAAUUAAAAUCAUCAAUUGUCAAGUUGCAAGAAGAAAAUGUAAUGUUAAAGUCACAAUUACCGCGUGAACCACAAUUGGAUGGGCCCCAAAUAUCAUUGUCAACAGUUAAAACAUUAGCUCGUAAGGUUGCAUCUCAACUAGGGGCGGAUGCUUUAUCCUUGGGCCCAGAUAAUCUUGAGGAAAGCAUGCGCAAGGCACAGGAAGAUGCAGAAGUGUUAAGAUCACUGGUAGUACCGCUUGAGCAUGAAAUAAAGGCUUUGAAAGAAAAAUUAAGAACAACGGAUGAUGAAUUACAAAAGUUUAAGGAAGGACAGAUGCAAAAGAAACAACAGGAAUCUGGAAACUGUCAAGAGGCCGCCUGCGACAUGUGCCGUAAUUAUGAGGCGCAACUUGUUAAAGUUCAAGAAAAUGUGAAAGAUUUAGAAAAACAAUUAAUUGAUUCAGAAAGAAUGUUAAAUGUACAGAAAGAAGAUUUAGCAAAAGAGGUAGAAUUUCGCAAUGAAAUGGAACUAAAAUGGAAUGAGAAAAAGGAAGAGCAUAAAAUCAAAGUAGCUGAGCUUACUGAUAUCUCACAAACAGCUCAUAAAACAUUAUUGGAAACAAAGAAAAGUUUCGAAUUUAUUCAACGAACCAUUACAGAGGAGCUGUCUAGAUUAACUCGUGAACGGGAGGAAGUUCAAAAACAUCUUCAUGCGCUGCAGAAACAAAAUGAGAAUCUUAUGGGAAAACAUAGUAAACACUCUCAUCAAUUACAAAGCGAAAGCAUUAAUAUGCCGAACAACGUCGAGGACUUACAUUUGAGUUUAUUAAAAACUCACGAAGAUUUGAUAAUGGCUAGGGUAGCUCAGGAGGUUGCAGAAGAAAAUGAAAAAACAUUAAGAUCGGAAGUUAAUCUUCUGAGAGAAGAAAUGAUGCGAGAAAGUGCUGCUAAAGAACAACAAGUUUCGAUGUUAAAAAAUGACAUAAGUGAAUUUAAGCUUCAGCUUGACAAAUAUGCAAGGGAGCAACGAACAUUUACAGAGAGAGAAGAAAAACUUGAUCAAUUAGAAAAACGAUUGGAAGAGGUAUCAAGGGAAAAAGAAAAAGCUGAAUCAGCUAUGACUGAAUUAAAACAGAGAGUUAUGAGUCUGCAGCAGGAAUUGGAUAACAGUGAAGUAGUUCAAAAAGAUUUUGUACGAUUGUCACAAUCGUUACAGGUGCAAUUAGAAAGAAUUAGACAAGCUGGAAGUGAAGUAAGAUGGCAACACGAAGAAGACGUUGACGAAUGUCCGACGUGUCAUGUUACUUUUACAGUUACAAAGAAAAAGAUGCACUGUCGUCAUUGCGGCCAUAUAUUUUGUCAGUCUUGUCUUUCGCACGUUGUGAAUAGUGGUCCUAAGCAAAGACCAUCAAGAGUCUGUGAUGUUUGUCAUACUUUGUUAGUGCAAGAUACUGCACCUUACUUUAGUAAAGAACCACCGCAUACGCCUGAUUAAGCAUACUUGGAUAUAGCAUUAAUUUUAAAAUUCACUUGGUUGUAUGAACGUGAGAUAUGAAGGAUCUAAUCCUUAUAUGAGAAUGGACUAGAUAGAAUAAAGCAUAAUUGAUUGGAAUGAUCUAUAACUAAUAAAAUGUAAA
This is a messenger RNA of Polistes dominula (European paper wasp), 2357 nucleotides long. RefSeq names its product Rab GTPase-binding effector protein rabaptin-5 (gene Rbpn-5). Lineage: Eukaryota; Metazoa; Arthropoda; Insecta; Hymenoptera; Vespidae. Gene Ontology annotation, biological process: endocytosis. The record is from RefSeq and is a predicted model, not a curated record. Gene Ontology annotation, cellular component: intracellular membrane-bounded organelle. Gene Ontology annotation, molecular function: metal ion binding; growth factor activity; GTPase activator activity.